AUGCACAAUGAAUUUACGGUCGUUUACGAAAAGGAUGACGGGUGGUACAUCGGAUACUGCCUGGAAAUUCCUGGGGCCAACGGCCAGGGGAAGACCAAGGAAGAGUGUCGGACCGACCUCGCCUGCGCCAUAGCUUUGAUUCUCAAGGACCGCCGGGAGGAUGGCAUGAGAAGCACUCCCUAUGGCACUAAACCUGAAACCAUCGGCCUGCCCGACGCGCUGCCAGAGGGUGAAUACACCGUUAUAUGA
This is a messenger RNA of Geodia barretti, 249 nucleotides long. Lineage: Eukaryota; Metazoa; Porifera; Demospongiae; Tetractinellida; Geodiidae. The record is from the annotation of a GenBank genome assembly.